UGUGGGGAAAUGCUCGGCGGACCGUGAAGCGUAACAGCAAGAAGGGGGACAAAGACGCACAUAGCGGGACAAAAUGCGACAGAUAGAAACUUCUUCCAAGUAAAAAAAAAAAAAAGGGAUAGAGAGAGAGGGGGGGGGAGAGAAAACAUCGGAAUGCGCGGAUGGAUGUUAAAAGUGGUAAAGUUGGAAAGAGGAGUCGAAACUAACAAUGGUAAGAAAGAUGAGUUCAAGUGUACAAACUGAGUUGCGGAGGACAACUACUGUGGUCAGACUGCGUGUUAACUUUGGAUAGCCCCGCGGCGCGUUGCAGUGGCCACCUCGUAUCGGCACCGGGGAGGAGAGAGAGAGAGAGAGAGAGACAUGGAGCAGACUCUGACCGCAGUUUGGAGAAUGGUCUCCCACUUUUGAACGGACAUGCUUCCCGGAAUGACUGUUGCUGCUCCGUUUCUCUUUUUUGCAGCCACGCGUGGUGAUUUCCCUGAGUCAGAUCCCGUCUUCCACUGUUGCAAAGCUGACCAGGAGGAGGCAAACUCAACCAACGUGCAAGUUUGCGGAUGAUCUCUAAGUGAUCAAGUGAAUUUUUUUUUUUUUUGAGCUGGUUACAAAAACAAAACAAUGUAUGGAAUAUGAACUUCAGUCUGUGAGGUUCAGCGUGUAAAUCGUCCUUGUCCUUAUGUGCUGGUGGAGAAAGUGCACGUCACCGAACUAGAACUCCAUCCAAGCAUGAAAUGUUGGUGCAGCGCCCUGGCACUUCUCCCAUGGGUGCUGGUGGCCAUAGAUGCCCAGCUAAUCUGCUGGCAGGCGCUCCUCCGGUGCCACGACGAACCUGAAUGCGACCUCGCGUACAGCCAGUAUUUGGCGGCUUGUGAGGGGAACAUCAGAGGGACGAGGAGGCAGUGCCCGAGCCACUGCAUCAACGCUCUCAUCAGGCUCAAUCACACCCGCAGCGGGCCAGACCUGGAGACCUGCGACUGCGCCCAGGACCUGGAGUGCCUGAGCGCCAAAAGAGCCAUAGAGCCGUGCCUCCCCCGCAGGUACCCGAGCGACGCCGGGGGGAUAGGGUGCAUGGAGGCCCGGCAGCGCUGCGAGGAGGACAGCAACUGCCACACCUCCCUCACGGCCUACUUGUCAUAUUGCGGGCAGCUGUUCAAUGGCAGGAAGUGCUCCUCCAAGUGUAAAGCCACCAUUCAGCAGAUGCUGUUCAUCCCAAAUGGCAUGCUGCUCAACCGCUGUGUUUGCGAUGGGGUAGAGAGGCCUUUCUGUGAAGUGGUCAAGGAGAACAUGAGCAAACUUUGCUCAAUAGGAGACCACAAUGUUAUUUCAGACCAGCCUGAUGUGGAUGACAUGUACGAGGAUGAGGACUAUGACCCCAAAAACGACAAAGAGGAAGUGUAUACUGACCAUUCCUCUGCUUCCCAGAGGUUACCCAGCUGCGUGACGCUCCUGUUCCAUUCCUCUGGCACGGAUAUUAUACUGAGACGAUGGGUACUUGAAACAUUUCUUGGCUUUAUAAAUGACACCUGAGGAAAGCGACUGUUCAAGAGUGUGAGGCCAGUCCUGGAUUUGAUAGGGUUUUGGUGACUUGCUCCAAGACACUUCAGCACAGCAUUAUCUUGCACCCAGGUCUGUUGGAUGAGGAAAGUUAUUUCUUCACCCACAAGGACUCCCCUGCCGUCCCAGUUUAGUUGCAUGGAGACAGAGAGCACAGUAGUGAUUUGUGUAGGCUUCCCCACAACCGUACAAUUUGCAUAGUAAUUCUUCUUCAUGCACAUCUCACUCAGGAAAACUGCUCUUUUGAUUUGUGAUUCAAAUCUUCCCACUGAUGGCCUUGCAGCACUCUUUUUCUGCUAGUAGAAGUAGAAGAAAGCCUCUUGUCAAAAAACAGCAAAAAUACUUCCAGGUGAUGAUGAGAGGAUGUGAACCAAAACUAGACUUUUUUUUUUUUUUUUUUUGCAGGGCAUUACCAUUUUGUGUGCCUUUUUAAAAAGCUCCUGUUUGUUUGGUUUGGUUUCAAUGCUACUUGGAGUGUGGCUUUAUUAAGACCUUAGACAAACAUUGGACCCAUACACUCCGUGUUUGCUCUGCUCUCCAUUUCAGGGGCCACUGCAUUGUAGCAGCAACCACACUUCAAAUAUUUGUGGGAACAGUCAGAGGACAGGCAAGGGUGUGGGAUCAAGUACUUAAAUUAACUGAAGCGCCUCUCCAGCACUCUGUCUGGGGCCCCUCCCCCGGUCGAGAUUGUUUUAUUGAACUUUUCCUGAGGACCCCCAACCCCACUCCUCCUUCCUCCUCUCUACUGCCUGCCCCCCUCUCAUGCCUUUAAAAAGACCCCCGUCCUUAUUACCGCUUUCACACCGCAGCAACAACACAGGAAAACCUGUCUGCUGAUGGUGUGAACGGGUCGACGCAUACCUGAAGUUUGUCCACAGCACUGCUCGCAACAAGAGGUCUGCCUGGUCUGACACUGCUCGGUUUGUUAUGCAGGGGUGAAACAAACUGCGUGAUUCGAGCGUACGCUGUUGCAAUGAGUUUAUGGGUAUUAAAGAUUAUUGUUAAGGACACUAGGGCGUAUUCUGCAUUAGUGAGUCUGCAGUGUAAUAGCACAGCUGGAGAACAAUAAUCAGUGAACAUAGCAGUGUUGAAGUAGCCUGAUAUGAAUGGCUUAAUUAUUUUGACACAGUAUCUGUUAACUAAACCAGAGGUGUGUGUUAGGCCAUGUAUAGAGAUCUUUUAACAUGCAGGACUCUCACUAAGUGCUUCCUAAAUAACUUGCACAGACAGAUAAAGGUCAGACUAAUUAAGAGCAGACUGAGAUCAGUUCAAAAAUUUCUCAUAAGGGCCUCCUCCUCAGAAAGAUACUGAAGGCUUUUACUUUGUGUUUUGAGGCUGAGGGUCUUUGUUGUAGCAAACAUUUACAUAAGGAGAUUCUGUGUGGCUACUGAGCAGUGAACAGGGUUAAUAUUACCUGUUUGAAGGUCCGAGGAUUCAAACCAGCAGCCUUUCAGUCUCACUUCUCUCUUCCACUGUUCCACGUUAAGCUGUUAAGCAAAAAGAGAAAGUACAGUGUUUUUGUUAGUAUUGAUCAUCCGUAGCAAAGCUGCCCAUUUGUGUCUUUGCUACUUGAAAUAGUGUCAAAAUUAAUCUUGUUUCAGUAUGAAGUCUGAUAAAUGUUAAAUUAUGAAGCUAGAAUAUGAAGAAUAUGUAUAUAUUUUUACAAUUAUAAAACAAUAAGCCAGUGCGUGUGGCCACUGUCACUUACAACAAAUGCAUUUAAUACAAUAUAAACACACAAAUGUAGCUCAGAUUUUUUUUAUUUUUUUUCCCCCACGAAGCCAGACGUGAUUUAGAUUUUCUAAUGUUUCAUCUCAUCUUGUGGGAAUAUAGCAGUGAAGACCUCAGAGCAGUGUCUUCCAUGUGGGAGGGUGAGUUUUAUAAUAAAAUGUUUAUGAGCUAAA
This is a messenger RNA of Lates calcarifer (barramundi perch), 3455 nucleotides long. RefSeq names its product growth arrest-specific protein 1. The coding region runs from base 724 to 1524 and encodes 266 amino acids. The record is from RefSeq and is a predicted model, not a curated record. Gene Ontology annotation, biological process: regulation of cell cycle. NCBI's taxonomy places the organism in Eukaryota, Metazoa, Chordata, Actinopteri, Centropomidae. The transcript has a single exon.